AUGGAGUUUACACGAUUUUGUGCGCAACACCUCGACGGUGACCGAACAAAAGUUAUAGCGCUUUCUCCAACUAUGGAAACCGGCAACAUAGUCAGCUGGCAAAAGAUCUCUCCAAUUCAUUCUGACUUUAUCAACACGACUUGGAUUCAGAAAGAAGGAGAACAGCUGAGCGAAGGUGACCUACUAUGUGAAAUCGAGACAGACAAGGCUACCAUGGGAUUUGAAACUCCCGAAGAGGGCUAUUUGGCUAAAAUUUGUAUCCCUGAAGGCACGAAGGGUGUUCCGAUAGGAAAGUUACUCUGUAUUAUCGUUGACAGUGAAGACGCCGUCGCUGCCUUCAAGGAUUUCAAAGAUGGCGAAGCAGGAGCUUCGGCUGCCGCGUCUGAGGCACCAGCUGCCGCUCCAUCUUCUCCUACUUCAGCACCCGCUGCUCCUAAAGGAGAUCUUCCGCCAUGUAGCCGAAUCGCUUUACCUGCUCUUUCACCUACCAUGGAGACAGGAAACAUAGUCUCUUGGCAGAAGAAAGAAGGAGAACAGUUGGCUGAGGGUGACGUACUAUGUGAGAUCGAAACCGACAAAGCUACUAUGAGCUUCGAAACACCAGAAGAAGGUUAUCUCGCUAAAAUCGUUAUCCCUGAAGGCACCAAGGGCGUUGCUAUUGGGAAGUUGCUCUGUAUCAUCGUAGACAGCGAGGACAAAGUGGCUGCGUUCAAGGAUUUCAAGGAUGAUGGAGCCUCAGCUCCUGCCGCUGCAGCCCCAUCAGGAGCUGCUGCUUCACCGCCUCAGUCUGCAGCGACGAUCUCUCCUGGAGGAGACCAAAUUGCCGAGGGUGAUGUGCUAUGCGAAAUUGAAACUGACAAAGCUACUAUGGGUUUCGAAGCACCUGAGGAUGGUUAUCUUGCCAAGAUCGUUAUUCCUGAAAACACAAAAAACGUUCCGAUUGGGAAAUUGCUUUGCAUAAUUGUCGACAGCAAAGACAAAGUUGCAGCAUUCAAGAACUUCAAAGACGAUGGAACUACAGUUAUACCAGAGGCGCCUGCUCCGUCUGCCCCAAGUUCUCCACCUCCGCCGGCAGCACCUGCUACACCACCUCCCACUCCCCCUUCGGCUGCUCAUGCAGCUGGACAUGUGAAUGCUACACCUUUUGCAAGGAAGAUGGCCGCUGAGCGCGGCGUUGAUAUAAGUGGUGUAGCUGGCUCCGGUCCUGGUGGACGUAUUAUUGCAGCUGAUAUCAAACAAGCUCCAGCUGGAGCAGCUGCUACGGCGCGUCCUGUAAUACCUAUGACGUCGGAAGGAGGUUACACCGACAUUCCUCUGACUGAAAUGCGCCGUACUAUUGCCAAGCGUCUAUCGGAGAGCAAGAGCACCAUUCCACAUUACUACCUGACUGCCGAAAUAAACAUUGACAACUUACUCAAAGUGCGUGAGAAACUGAAUAGGUUGCUAGCUCAGGGAACCGAUGGCUCAAGUAAAAUUUCGAUCAACGAUUUUAUCGUCAAGGCAUCAGCUCUGUCUUGCUUGCGUGUCCCCGAAACGAACAGUUUUUGGAUGGAAUCCUUCAUUCGUCAAAACAACACCGUGGACGUCAGUGUAGCUGUAAGCACUCCAUCGGGACUGAUUACACCAAUAGUGUUCAAUGCGCAUGCAAAGGUAAGUUUGGAUCAGUAA
Haemonchus placei is the source of this 1668-nucleotide messenger RNA. The record is from the annotation of a GenBank genome assembly. Lineage: Eukaryota; Metazoa; Nematoda; Chromadorea; Rhabditida; Trichostrongylidae.